Messenger RNA from Babesia ovata, 237 nucleotides. RefSeq names its product pretoxin HINT domain-containing protein, putative. Bases 1 to 237 code for a protein of 78 amino acids. The record is from RefSeq and is a predicted model, not a curated record. Lineage: Eukaryota; Apicomplexa; Aconoidasida; Piroplasmida; Babesiidae. The transcript is spliced from 3 exons.
AUGGCGGGGUCUCCAAUUAUACAGUCCGUUGUUGUGGAAGCCACGGAUGGACUCGGUGGGGCUGAGUCGACGAUUGUGAAUAAAUUGAACGAAUUUUGGUCGAGAAUUUGGGAAAGGCUACAAGGUGUUUGGCCGAAUAUUCGUGAUAUUCUGACAGUGACGAAGUGUCCGUUGUGUCAUGGUAGUACUGGUGGUAAUUAUAGUACGGAAGAUUCCCUGUGUCCACGCCACAUCUAG